Messenger RNA from Populus trichocarpa (black cottonwood), 793 nucleotides. Its product is annotated as protein disulfide-isomerase LQY1, chloroplastic. The record is from RefSeq and is a predicted model, not a curated record. Bases 63 to 551 code for a protein of 162 amino acids. NCBI's taxonomy places the organism in Eukaryota, Viridiplantae, Streptophyta, Magnoliopsida, Malpighiales, Salicaceae. The transcript is spliced from 4 exons.
AAGAAAAACAGAGAAAACUCAUUACCACUGGCCUCCAAAAAUUCUCCUCCUCUCGUCCAUCCAUGGCUCCACUCUCUUCUUGCUCUUCUCUCCACCCUCUCUCUUCUCUCUCUCCUCCUUCCUCUUCUUCUUCAAAAACACGUCACUUUCUUCCAAAACUACCCCCUUCAAAGCCUGAAAUCCCCUCUCUCCCCCGCUUCUCCUUUAUCAACCAUAAUAGCAACUAUAAACUCUAUCACCACCAAGCCACACCAAGCCUUCUUUUUCAGCCACAAUUUUUGCUCAGUGGCUUGGAUACUCCUUUGGAUACCCAAACUGCCCUCUCUAUUAUCAGUGUCUUUGCUGCCAUUGCUCUUUCUCUGUUCCUGGGCCUGAAGGGGGAUCCUGUGCCUUGUGAGAGGUGUGCAGGAAAUGGCGGCACAAAAUGUGUGUUUUGCAAUGAUGGCAAGAUGAAGCAAGAAACAGGCUUGAUGGAUUGCAGGGUGUGCAAGGGUGCAGGAUUGAUACUCUGCAAGAAGUGUGCAGGUUCUGGCUAUUCCAAACGCUUAUGAACUUGAGAUGUAUUCUGCAUGAAUCACAUAUUUUUGGCCUGUAACACAAAUUUGCUGAAGGUUUAAUUCUUUUUUCCUGUUCCUCACUUUUUUUAUAUUUAUUUUUCCAUAUUCUGUAAAUUAUUUUCCCUCUUCUCUCAUAUCCAACUUUAUUAUGUAAUUGCAAUGAGGUGGGGAUAACAGAAAUGUAAAUACUAAUGUAGCUAUCUUUUAAUUUUAAGAUCAUUUGAUUCUUUAAGCCA